ACAGAUAUUUCCGAGUGUAUCUUAAAUUCUAAAGUUUUUUUUUCUAAAAAUAUAUUUUUCUUCUGAAUAUUCAAAAAUAUGUCAAAAAUUUGUAAAAAGUCGGUUUUUCAUUGUAAAAACCUUUUCACAACGAAAGUUGAUGUUGAAAACACAUUAAAAAGAUUUAGAACUUGAGAAGAUAGAUUUGUGAUAAAAAUUUGAACAUCAUCAAGUGAUCAUAGCGUGACUAAAUUUGAAUUAUUCAUGUUUUCCAUAAUUUCAAGUCACUUUUGGCAGAACAUUUGCGACGAUGCUCAUAUCUUUGCGGGGAGAGACUUAUCCUUAAUAAUAUUGUAUUUGAGUGAACAUAGACAUACACGUUCAUACUUUUCUUAGUUUGCAUGUUGAAACACUUCAAUCAAUGAAACAAAUUAAAACGAAAUGGAGUAAAAUGAGAAAUUUAUACAUAGAAGUAGAGCAAUUACUAGAGAAUAAUCAAUUGUUAUGGGAAAAAAGUGCUGAUAAAUAUAGUAUUACACCUGAGACUAUACAUAAACAACUUCAAAUCUUACAGAUAAACAUAUGAAAAUAGUCUGUAACAAUUCAAUAUAGUAGUUAUUUUUAUUUCCAGUCACUAAUACGUGAUCUUGAUGGUAGAACACAAAUUUUUGAUUCUCUAAAAAUAAUAGCUGAAACAUUGUCUCAUAAACAAACCAUUGAAAAAGUGAAUAAAUUAAUAAUGACAAAGAAUAAUUUAGUACAAAAUAUUCAAAAUGAAAUUGAACAACGACAAUAUAUUUUGACACAAUAUAAUCAUUUCAUUGAACAAGUAAAUCAGACACAAUUAGCAGCAAUUAAAUUAUUAAAUGAACAAAAUCAACAAUUUUCAAAACAAACGUUAAUAGAAGAUCCAGAUGUUAAAUGGGAGAAAAUUUAUUUAAAUGUUAUUGAACAAUAUCGUCGACGUCAAACACAUUUCAAAAAUUUUGAAAAUCAAAUUGAUAUAAUUGAAAAAACUUUUCAAAAUUUUAAUCAUAUCAAUAGUAUAGAGCAAUUGAAUCAAUCGUUCAAUAUAUUCACAGAGACUAUUGGAAAAGUUCAAUUAAAAUUACAAUAUUUAUUUAAUCAAUCAAACAAUAAUUAUGAUUUUAACAAUUUUAAUUUACGUUUAAAAUCUUUGAAGACAAAUGUUCAACAUCAACUAGAAUACAAACGAUCAAUUUUAAUGGAAAAAAGUGAAAAACAGACAAUUGUCCAAUCAUCAUCUAACUGGUUAAAUGCAAUAAUUAAAAAUUUAGACGUAUUCAAAAAUGAGCCCAUUCUUUUCCAAUACGAUUUGAUAAGAAAUCGUUUAAAAGUAAAAUUGACUGGAUAG
This is a messenger RNA of Didymodactylos carnosus, 1354 nucleotides long. NCBI's taxonomy places the organism in Eukaryota, Metazoa, Rotifera, Eurotatoria, Philodinida, Philodinidae. The record is from the annotation of a GenBank genome assembly.